UAGAAAGCUUAGCGCCACUCUCGUUCCAACGUCGCCGCACUUCAGAUAUGCCGACAAGAAGGUAAUUUAUGUAAGGAAACAUGGGUACUCAGAAAUAUUUGUGUUAAAAGCACUUUACGCCAGUUUUAAAUUCAGACUCCGAUAGUGUUGUUUAUAAGCUAAGCUACAUGUUAACGUUACCCAGACCAGCGUCUCUCCCGGCAGCUGGCUUUGCGGAUUAAUUAACAGCAGAGGAAUAGCUGGCUUUUCUCGGGCUGAAACAAACCUGUAUUUCCAAAGAUGUCGUGGUUCAAUCAUGUCAGUCAAGGCUCAAAUCAGCAGCAACAACAGCCCCCUGACAGCCACAGACCCACAGCCACAGACACCCUGUGUAGCACUCUCAACUCCAAGCUCAGAGGUCCGACAGAUGGAUCAACGACCAUGGCAACACCACACUGGACCGGCUACUCCUCUCCCAGCCCGGAGGACUUUCCAUCAGCUCCACAGGGUGUAGCCAGCCCUCCCAGCCUCGAGAAGCUGUCCUGCUCUUCCCCGAGUGCAGGUCAGAUGAGAGACCCGGAGCCCAUCUCCUAUGUAAGCCUCCAGGAGCAGCGGUGCGUCCUGAGCUGGUUCCAGGGCUGGACCGCCACACAGAGGGAACGGUUCUUGCAGGACCUUCUGGGUAAAGCUGUGCCUGGAAAAGUGUGCACCCUCCUCGACUCACUGAGUACUCUUCAGGUUAAAGACAGACUGCCCAACAUCUUUGAAUGCCAGCUGCGCCUGUGGACCCAGUGGUUUGAGUCUUGGGGAGAAGAGGAGAGGAAUCAUUUCCUGCAUAUGCUGGAAGAGUGUGACCCAGUGUUUGUCGCCCACUUUUACAGGAGCGUAGCCGGUACAGCAGGAAGAGACUGAGCAAUGUCCCCAGUGUGAUGGAAAAGCAAGUGAUUAUAAUAAAAUGUGUUGAGAGGUGAUGUGUAGUGGGAAAUGUGUGUUAGAUCUGAGAUAGUUCUCUUGAGAGAAAUGUUUGUGCAACAGUGAUGGGACUUAUUGUGGAAGGUAAACCAUCUCAUUCUAAGAACAGAAAUGUUAAUUCAGUAUAAGCUGUUUCUAUCCCGCUUCCUACACCGGUUUCUCCAGGGCUGCAUCACACAUUAUACCAAUUUUAUAUAAAGGUCAGAACUUUGUGCACAAUGCUUUCAUCAUGGGCUAAACUCUGCCAUUUAGGGACCCAAUGGCAUGAAAUUUAAAUAAACAGGUUUGACAUCUGGCUGUAGGACAAUUCAACUUACAGGACUUCAUCUAAAAACACCUGGAAUGACAUGGACAAGACGACAAAGCCUUUUUCAAAGAAUAAACAAAAUGCAUUCUCGUAUGUUUGUUGUUGUUUUAUU
Chelmon rostratus (copperband butterflyfish) is the source of this 1370-nucleotide messenger RNA. RefSeq names its product chromosome 12 C14orf119 homolog (gene c12h14orf119). The record is from RefSeq and is a predicted model, not a curated record. NCBI's taxonomy places the organism in Eukaryota, Metazoa, Chordata, Actinopteri, Chaetodontiformes, Chaetodontidae. The transcript has 2 exons. Bases 280 to 891 code for a protein of 203 amino acids.